Penicillium brevicompactum is the source of this 1974-nucleotide messenger RNA. Its product is annotated as putative protein kinase (Lkh1). The record is from RefSeq and is a predicted model, not a curated record. Lineage: Eukaryota; Fungi; Ascomycota; Eurotiomycetes; Eurotiales; Aspergillaceae. Gene Ontology annotation, biological process: protein phosphorylation. Gene Ontology annotation, cellular component: nucleus. The transcript is spliced from 6 exons. Gene Ontology annotation, molecular function: ATP binding; protein kinase activity. Bases 1 to 1974 code for a protein of 657 amino acids.
AUGUCCACCCCGUCCACGGCCACUGCAACGCAUCCUUCCCACCCCCAGGCUUACGGAUACCCUCACCGUCCCCCUUACCCACCGAACUCUUCAUACGCAGCAUCGACAACAACAGCCCCACGCAUCGCGAAUCCCUACGGUUAUUCCGUCCCCUCGCCAACGACAACCGCCAGCGCCCUCCCAUACACGCAGACCCCGAGACUGCCUCCAGCGCCCUCGACGCCCUCCGCCAUGACCCAUCAGAGCGGUUCCAGCGCGGCUCCCUCGCUGGGAACCCGCAAGAAGCAACCUGACUGGUCCGAAUUCUAUAAAAAUGGGAUUCCCAAGGAAGUCAUUGUGAUCGAGGACAGUCCCGGCCCAGAGUCUUCCAAUGGCGCACCCGCUCCUCCCGCGCAUGCAUCAACCAGGCCAGCCCCUUCGGCUCCUCAACCCGCCGGCAAGAAGCGUCGCACCGGGAUCGAAACCGCCUACGACCUCGGUCACUACGACCGACCGUCCUUCUCCAUCAACCCUCAGCAAUACGGCGAAACCUCCUCCAACACCUCAUUAUCCACCGACCGAACCGCCUCCCUGCACACCACGGCCCCGACCUCACUCGGAUCACAGGGCAGUGCUGGGGCGAGCAAUGGCGCCUACCACGACGAAACCGCUAUCGGUCAAAAGCGGAAACGCGUGGCGACGCGGAAAUCCACUCGCGACGAGCAGAAACGCCGAGAGAUGGAGAUCACGGGCCCAUAUGAGUUAUAUGUGCCGCCUCCCAAGCCUCCGAUCAAGGCCAAGGAUGUUCCUGUGCCAGUUGUCCGCGAUUCAACGAGCGCUCAGAACAAGAAGUUUGACGAUGAUGACGGUCACUAUAUCGUCACUCCUGAUACGCCAUUGACUGAUCGAUACUCUGUGGUCAAAUUGCUUGGCCAAGGUACAUUCGGAAAGGUAGUUGAAGCCUGGGACAGACAGCGCAAGUCUCGUUGUGCCGUCAAGAUCAUCCGAUCAAUUCAGAAAUAUCGCGACGCUUCCCGCAUUGAGUUGCGAGUACUGUCAACUCUCGCUUCCAACGACAAACCCAACCGCAACAAAUGCAUUCACCUCAGGGAUUGCUUUGACUUCAGGAACCACAUUUGCAUCGUGACCGAUCUGCUGGGACAGAGCGUCUUUGAUUUCCUCAAGGGCAACGGAUUCGUGCCAUUCCCCAGCAGUCAGAUCCAGCAAUUUGCCCGCCAGCUGUUCACGAGUGUUGCAUUCCUCCACGACCUCAACCUUAUUCACACCGAUCUUAAACCCGAAAACAUCCUCCUCGUCAGCAACGCCUAUCAAACCUUCACUUACAACCGCACAAUCCCCUCUUCCUCCCAUGCCACAAACCGCAAUGCCCGGCAACGCCGAGUUCUCCUCGACAGUGAGAUCCGACUGAUUGAUUUCGGCUCGGCGACGUUUGAUGACGAAUACCACUCCUCCGUCGUGUCUACUCGCCACUACCGCGCGCCUGAAAUCAUCCUGAAUCUCGGCUGGAGCUUCCCCUGCGAUAUUUGGAGCAUCGGCUGUAUUCUGGUGGAAUUCUUCACCGGAGACGCUCUCUUCCAGACACACGACAACCUCGAACAUCUAGCAAUGAUGGAGGCUGUCAUUGGCACGCGAAUCGACACUUCGCUGGUCAAGAAGGUCAUGGUAGGCAGCCGAAGUGGCGGCACCAACUCGGCCUCCAAAAUCGACUACCCCAACACUGAAACCACCCGGGCCUCACGGAAGUAUGUGCGUGCCAUGAAAUCCUUGACCGAAUUUAUCCCCACCAACACGCCAUUCAGUCGGUCAUUCCUGGACCUGCUGCAAAAGAUCUUCGUAUACGACCCGAAGAACCGAAUCACCGCCAAAGAGGCCCUGCAGCACCCCUGGUUCAAGGAGUCGCUCGUCGACGACGGCACCGAGGCCUAUAGAAUCGGCCAGGGACUCCAACGUCAGGCCCACCAGCUCAAAGGAUAG